Calypte anna (Anna's hummingbird) is the source of this 2791-nucleotide messenger RNA. It is a transcript of the gene SRSF11, whose product is annotated as serine and arginine rich splicing factor 11. The record is from RefSeq and is a predicted model, not a curated record. Gene Ontology annotation, biological process: RNA splicing. The transcript is spliced from 14 exons. Gene Ontology annotation, molecular function: RNA binding. Gene Ontology annotation, cellular component: nucleoplasm. Lineage: Eukaryota; Metazoa; Chordata; Aves; Apodiformes; Trochilidae. The coding region runs from base 721 to 1602 and encodes 293 amino acids.
GGGGGCUGCGUGGGGGCGCGCGCGGCGCGGCUGCGCGCAGGGUCGGUGCGGCGGUGCAUUGUGGGAUACCGCGGCCCGGGCAGGCUGCGUUGGAGCCGCGGCAGCGCCAUGGCCUCGAGCAGCGGCACCGACGUGAUCCAGGUCACCAACGUGUCCCCCAGCGCCAGCUCCGAGCAGAUGCGGACGCUCUUCGGCUUCCUGGGAAAGAUCGAGGAGCUGCGCCUCUUCCCCCCCGAUGACUCUCCUUUGCCUGUUUCAUCGCGUGUCUGUUUUGUAAAGUUCCACGACCCCGACUCUGCAGUUGUGGCCCAGCACCUGACAAACACUGUAUUCGUUGACAGAGCCUUGAUAGUCGUUCCCUAUGCAGAAGUGAAGCAGCCGACACGAGUCGUUGUUCAUAAAACAGCUUUUGAAAGUUGAGAGCACACCCCUGGAGAACCGACUGUGCUUGCUUACGUUUGGUUCAUGACUUAAAAAUCGAGUACAGGAGUCAUUCCUGAUGAGACUAAGGCUUUGUCUCUCUUGGCACCAGCUAAUGCUGUGGCAGGUCUGCUGCCUGGAGGUGGACUCCUGCCCACUCCCAACCCUCUUUCUCAGAUUGGUGCUGUUCCUUUAGCUGCUCUAGGAGCUCCUGCUCUCGAUCCUGCCCUAGCUGCUCUUGGGCUUCCUGGAGCAAACUUAAACUCUCAGUCUCUUGCAGCAGAUCAGCUACUGAAACUUAUGAGCACAGUGGAUCCAAAGUUGAACCAUGUAGCUGCAGGUCUUGUUUCACCAAGUCUGAAAUCAGAUACCUCCAGUAAAGAAAUAGAAGAAGCUAUGAAGAGAGUACGAGAAGCACAGUCAUUAAUUUCUGCUGCUAUAGAGCCAGACAAAAAAGAUGAGAAACGAAGGCAUUCAAGGUCAAGAUCACGCUCAAGGAGGAGGAGGACACCUUCUUCAUCUAGACACAGACGGUCCAGAAGCAGAUCCAGGAGAAGAUCCCAUUCAAAAUCCAGAAGCAGGAGGCGAUCAAAAAGUCCGAGGAGAAGAAGAUCUCACUCCAGAGACAGAAGCAGAAGGUCUAGGAGCACAUCCAAAUCCAGGGAUAAAAAGAAGGAAGAGAAAGAAAAGAAACGUUCUAAAACUCCCCCCAAAAGCUACAGCACAACGAGACGAUCAAGAAGCACAAGCAGAGAAAGACGACGUAGAAGAAGCAGGAGUGGAUCACGGUCACCCAAAAAGCCCAGGUCUCCUAAAAGGAAAAUGUCCAGGUCCCCAUCUCCAAGAAGGCAUAAAAAGGAAAAGAAGAAGGAUAAAGACAAGGAGAGAAGCAGAGACGAGAGGGAGAGGUCAACAAGCAAGAAAAAGAAAAGCAAAGACAAAGAGAAGGAUCGAGAACGGAAAUCAGAGAGUGAUAAGGAUGUGAAAGUCACAAGGGAUUACGAUGAAGAGGAGCAAGGGUAUGACAGCGAGAAGGAGAAAAAGGAGGAAAAGAAACUGGCAGAUUCUUCCUCCCCUAAAGUAAAGGAAUCUGCUGGGGAUAAAGGAGGUGGAGACUCAGCAAGGGAGUCCAAAGUGAACGGGGAUGAUCACCACGAAGAGGACAUGGAUAUGAGUGACUGAACUUUGCCUUUGCAGUGACCGGAGCUGCAGACGUGCAUCAGUGUCAUUCCUGUGUGAUUCUUUUAUGCUGUACUUGUUAAUCCUAAAUCUAGAUGUAUACAGCUCUCAGCUAUACCUGGUUUGUAAAUCUCCUGAUACUAACUUGCCUCCAAAGCUUUCUAGAGAGGUAAUCAUUCUCCUUACGGCCCAAAGGGAUUGCUAGCCAAGCAACUUCUACUAACUUGGUGAUGCUUCGAGCAAAAGUAAAAAAGCUGCAUGCAUCUACCUACAGCAGGCAUGGACUGUUUGUUGUAUGAUCUCCUGUAGUAUCAGCUCACUUAUGAUAGUGUUCCUAGACUUUGAUUCAUUGCAGUAAUAGAGCAGUAUAGGGAAUGCACUGACUGCAUGUUGAUCGUGGCAGAAACAUCCUACAUGUUCCAAACCCCACAGCAUAUGGUGGAGCUACUUAAGGGUCUUAAGUGUGACUACACAAAAAAAAAAAACCACAAAAAAGACAAAACAAAUUUAGCCUACAUCUGAAAAUAAGCAUUCUGAUAGUUUUUAAUUUCUUGGGAUUUUUUGUUUGUCUGUUUUCUUAAAGCCAUGUGGCUGGGCUUGGUUUGGUUUUUUUUCCCCGGUGGGUUUUGUUUGGCUUUGCAGGAGUUAAAAUGCACUGACCUUUUUGAGGGCUUUUCUUUUUAAUCUGUCAGUUCCAAUCCAUCUCAGGCUGGCUGUAAUAGUUUGUAACUUUUCCUCUUGAGCCUUGGGAAGAGCUCUGCUCAAUCAGUGCCCAGUGAUUAAAGGUUGCUUUGUGCAGUUCUCAUAAUAAUCCAGGUUGUUCUGUUUGUUACAGAGAUAAAGACAUGGCAAAAAGGUGGUGCAUUUUAAAUUGACCAUGGUAUGCUUUUAAAAGCAAGUCUACUUGAUAAUGUACUUUUUACUUGAUCUCAAGUUGUAUAAACUAAUGAAUUUGUGUUUACUGUCACUGCAGUAGUAAUCUUAUGCACACAGUGAUUCCAUGUUAUAUGCAAAGUAGUUAGGCAAAGCUGUUUUCUUAGUUACAGAAGUUCAAGAGCUUUUACUUUUGUGCAGGUAAAAAAAAAAAACAAAACAAAAGACAAAAGUAGGCUGCAGUCUGUGCCAUGUUGAUGUACAGUUUCUGAAAUUGUUUUACAAGACUUUGAUAAUAAAACCCUUAAACUUAUACUCA